AUGGCUGCUAUAAGUUCAGACUACUACAAUCAAAUUAAGAUGCUCUGUGCCAGAAUAAUCACUAUGAAAUGGCUUCUAACACCUAUUCAAUUUGAUCCUAUUCAAUAUUUUGAUUCAUCAAUUCAUACGAUUGAUCACCAAGCACAGACUUACCUCCUUAAGGCUGAUUCUGAUGUCCAAGAUAUGAUUCCUAUUAAAACAUUAAGUGAUGGGAAUUGCUUGUAUCAUUCUAUUGUAUAUCUUAACAGGAGUAAAGCUGUAACUGCAAGUGAACUGCGAAAACUGUUUCAAAAUGAAGAACAAUAUAGAGAACGUUUGCAAUACGUGGUUGGACUAUUUCCUGAAGCGAUUCGUGGUGUUUCGAUAAACGGUACUUACUCGGAGUUGUAUGAGAUUGUAGCAUUAAGCAAUAUUCUCAAAUGUAAUAUUCGAAGCAUAUAUCCCAGGAUACAGUAUCGAUCAGACCUAGACACAAUGAAAACUACCUUUAAUUUCAACCAAGAUGGUUCCUUAUCUAAUACAAUUCGUAUAUUCUGGACUAAUACGCGAAAUGAAAUCGAAGUACGUCGUGAUAAUGGAGACAGUUGGUCACCCAAUCAUUUUGUACCACUUUUAUUACCGUCUGGCAGCACUGAGACUUGGAAUCAAGCUAUGUAUUGUGCAAAUAGUAGUCCAACCCAUAUUGAAAAAGAACGAGCGGCAGCUCAGGAAAGGAUGACAUUAAAACGAUCCAUUGCUACUCCAGAGCUAAUCGAGAGAGAACGAGCAGCGACCCGCAAAAGAAUGGCAUUAAAGCGAGCCACUCCUACACCUGAGGAAAUUGAAAAGCGACGUGAAACAGAACGUGAAAGAAUGGCUUCGAAACGAACUGCUGCAACACCUGAACAACUUGAAAAGAGACGAGUAACAUCACGUGAAAGAAUGGCUUCGAAAAGAACUUCUGCAACACCUGAACAAAUUGAAAAACGACGUGAAACAGAACGUGAAAGAAUAUCACGAAAACGUAAGAUUUUAGCAGCAGCAGGGCCAACACAUCAAUCAUUGUCAAAUCUUCAUCAGACUGUGGCGAUACUAGGUGCAAAAAACUCGAAUCUUUUGUUACUCAGUCCUGUUGAUAAUGAAAAUCUGAAUGGCGAAGCGAUAAACCAAGAUUGUGACAAAGGUGACAGUCUGAAUUCAAUACAGCAACUAGAGAUAUCAAAACAAAAGAGAAACAAAUAUUUGAAAGGUGAAUGGCCGAAACCGGUUUCAACUGAUUUGAAAAUCAAGUGCUUAAAAGAUUUCAUGAAACAUAUGUCGAUGACUUUUCUUGAAGAGAAAAUAUGUGGAAUAUGUAAUACACGUUGUUACAAACGCGAUCUACAUUGUGUACCAUUACAUAAAAUUCCAUUCGUUCAUGUACUCAAACCACACGAUGAUCUAAAUGAUGUAAUUGCUAAAAUUCAGCAAGCUGACAACCGCGUCACUUGUUCGUCAUUAAAACUACCGUUCAUCUAUGAAAAUAAUGCUUUUUUUUAUCAACGAGGAUUACAACAUGGAUUAAAUAACGAUCGACGACAGACUACACGUUGCAAUAUUUGUAGAGAAUGUUGGUCUUGUCUCGUAAAGGAAAAAAUACCAAAAUUUUCACCGGCGAAUAAAGUAUGGUUGGGAGAUAUACCUGAAGAAUUGAAAAACUUGACCAUUCUAGAACAAAGACUCAUAUCUUUGUAUCGAUAUAAUAGUUGCAUUGUCAAGUUACAAUCGUCUUUUCAUUCAAUGGAGACAGCUCAAUCUGCUCUUAGGGGCAAUUGUAUAAGUUUCCCCCAAAAUGUUGUCAACAUUGCAGAAAGCUUACCACUCACACUAGAUGAACUGUGUGAAUCCUUGAAAAUUAUUUUUAUUGGGACACAACUUCCGGAAAAGAUUCGAGUAAAAAGUAUUCUAACUGUUCGUAAGAAAAACGUAUUAAAUGCACUACAAUGGCUUCGUCAAAAUAAUCCCCUCUAUCGAAAUAUAAUCGUCAACUCGUCAAACAUGAAUCAACUACCCGAUGAUGAUAUUCCAGAAUGUUUGUGGGCAACUAUGGAAAUCUCGAAUAAUAUUGAACUAGCUGAUCAAGAAAGAGCAAAUUAUAUUCCAGAUCCUUUACAGGAUGCGCAGAAAUCGAUGGAUAAUACGUCAGUGCCAUUAGCCACAAGCGCUGUACUCGACGUCAAUGGUGUCAGUGUAUCAUGUGAUGAUGUUACUAAAUGUCUGCUUGAGAAAAUACGAAUGGAAACAAAAGAUAAAACCGUAAGCACAGAAGCAAUUGAACAACAUGACGAAGAUACUGUGUACAUGAUCCCACGCGGUCAUAAACCAGCUAAUGAAUAUUUAAAUCCCGAGUUAUUGAUGGGAAUGUUUCCUACAUUGUUUCCAUAUGGAUGUGGAGCUCUUGAAGAUUCCAGUCGACCUGUUAAAAUAUCCUUGCUGGAGCAUAUACGUUAUCUAUUGUCAUUGGAAGAUCGACGAUUUGAGAAAAAUGAUUCAUUUAUUUUCAUCGUCUUCAAUAUGAUGCAGCGUCGUACAGCAUGUUUUCACGCUCAGCUCAUGACAACACGACCAUAUUUUCAACAAUCAGCUCAGACACUUGAAACAUUGACUUCUAAUGAUGUAGCAACAGCUUUGAUGAAUAUUUCCAAACAAGCUAAUUUAACGGUCGCUGAUCCGCGAGUUAAUGUGCUGAUGAAACAUAUAAAAGCUGUUGGUGGUCGUGUCAUGGGCUCAGCCCAAUCUCGAUCAGCCCUUCGUACUAAAAUUCACGCUCUUUGCUUCUAUCAAGGUCUGCCUAGUCUUUUUGUGACAAUCAAUCCAGCUGACAUUCACAACCCAGUGGCAUUGUACUUCGCUGGCGUUGAUUUGAAUCUUGAUAAUAUUUUGACAGACGAUAUGCGCACAUCCUAUGAACGUGCACAUAUAAUUGCAACCCAUCCAGUAGCUGCUGCGAAAUUUUUUAACAUUUUGAUAAAAAAUAUUUUGAAAUGUCUUGUUCUUGGUGGUAUACUUGGCCCUACAAGUGCAUACUUUGGUACCGUAGAAAGCCAAGGAAGAGGAUCUCUACAUUUACAUCUACUAAUCUGGCUUGCCCACGAUUUCACCCCUACACAACUAAAAGAGAAAAUUCAAGAUUCAGAAUUUCGUGCAAAAUUACUUAGUUAUAUUGAGGACGUAGUCAAAGAAGACCUAGAUCUAUUUCAAGAUAAAACCAACAAUCAGUCAACAGAAGCUACAGCGGUUGCCACUAAUGAUUCUGUACAAGAGACAAUGCAUGUGAAUCCUGCAACUUUACCCAUACCAAAUCCGGAUUCUACUAAUUUUGUUCAAAUGUUCCAUGAAUACGUAAGAAAACUUGUUGAGACAGUUAACGUUCAUAAGCAUUCAGCGACUUGCUAUAAAUAUUCCAAAGCAAAAUCAGAUACUACGAAAAAGUGCCGGAUGCGCAUGCCGCGAGCACUUGUGGCCGCAUCAAAUAUUGAUCCAAGCACAGGUGAAAUAGUUAUGAAGCGAUCUCAUCAAUGGAUAAAUAACUUUAAUGAAUGGCUAAUAACUGCUUGCCGGUCUAAUAUGGACAUUAAGUUCAUCUGGAGUGGGAGCGAUGCUAAAGCACUCGUGUACUACAUCACAGACUAUGUAACAAAAUCAAGUUUAUCCUUUUAUGAUAUGUUUUCCUUAGCUCAACAAGGAAUGAAAUCUAUUGAACAACGUGAAACUAAAAGUUUUUCUGAGAAUAUCAUCGAAAAGUCCCGUAAACUAGUUUUACGGUGCUAUAAUAUGAUAGCCUCCCAUCAAGAGGUAUCUGGUGUUCAAGUGGCAUCGUACCUAAUGAAUUAUGGUGAUCACUAUACCACACAUACGUUUCAAAAUCUUUUCCUUAUUGCUAUUGAAAACUAUUUGCAAAUGGAACUAAAUAAAGCAAAAUGUAGCAUACAGUUGGUGGAAACUGGAAAUCUUAACGAGCUUUUGGAAACGUUACACCAAGACGAACAACAAGAAGUAACAGAAACGGGAGAGGAAUUUAUUCUUGAACCUAUUAAAGAUGGUAAAGAAUAUGUGUUAGUAAAUACUCGACUUGAUUAUCAAUAUCGAUCAAAAGAUCUCAAUGAAAUAUGUUUGUACGAGUUUGUCAGUAAUUAUCAUAAACGAAUAAUAGAUGGGUCAGAUCGUCGUAUCUUGAAAGAUAUAUCAGCCAAUGAAGGUAUACAGCUUAAUACUAAAGGUACAAAAAUGAAUGAGCGUCAUACUUUUGAGCACGCGCAUCCGCAAUCGUCGUCUCACAUCCUAAUUAAAAGAAGUACUCCAGUUGUUCCAGUCCUUCUUGGACCACAAGUACCCCGCCAUGAUCGUGAAGAAACUCGUGAACGGUACCAUCGUGCCUUAUUAACUAUGUUUAUUCCUUGGCGAACAGUGAUUGAUCUUUGUCAUGGGAAUGACACAUGGUCUGAUGCAUUCGAAGCUAGAAAAUCAUUAGUAUCUCUACAAGCACAGAAAAUCAUACAAAAUAUGCAACUAUUUCACGAAUGCAAGAAACAGCGUGACGAGCAUUUACUUCAGGUGAUCAGCCAAGAUCAAACUGAUGAUGUUAUUGAUCCUAUUCUUUUUCCAAAUGGUCCAACAGAUGUUGAUGACGAUAAUGAAGAUUGUAAUGGAAAUGAAUUAUUGCAAAUGCUAAGCAUUUCAAAUGAAAAUACAAUUAAGACAUCUUCAGCAACAUUGAAUACUCGUGAACAGCGCUACAUAGAUGAAGCACUUCAUUCAAUUGAUAGUACCGACAGAUUUCCUAUGAUCAACCACAAGCGUAUUGGGAAAGCCGCCUACCAUGAGGCUUUAGUUGAUCCGAAUACAUUCAAAGAAUGUACGUCACGCUUGGCCACCAUGAAUAAGCAAUGGAAGCAUGCUAUUGAAACUAAAAAAGAAAAAGCAAGAGCUUUUCUGAUUACAGGUGAAGACCAAACCUUAGAUUCGGAGAGUGAGGUAGAAAAUGAAAUCAUACCAAUUAUUCAAUCUACGCAACAAAUAAGCAAGCAGCCUAAAGUUAUAUCCUCGGUGACCACUACGAAAAUGUCUAUUUUGACCAUACAAAUGGACAUCGUAAAUGAGUAUACGCUAAAUAAAGAACAAAAACUUGCUUUUAUGAUCAUAACUGGUCAUUUAAAUGGUGAAAGUCGAUUUCGCAUAGGUCUAUUAUAUACAUAUAGCUCUAUAAAUCAAUUUUAUCUGGAUAUUAUUUUUAUAGAUAAUGAAGAUAAUCAAUUGCUUAUGUGUGUACCUGGCUGUGGUGGCACUGGUAAAUCUCAAUUAAUUCGUGCCAUCACAAGAUAUUUUGAGGUCACCAAACGCUUGAAGAUGCUCCGAGAGAACAAUAAGAUUCCUAAAAAGUAUCGAUCGAAAACAUUCAGACCAGGCGAUAAUAAGUUGGAAACUCAAUGGCGUGAUGUGGAAUAUAUAAUUAUCGAUGAGAUGAGUAUGGUUGGACUCAGCUUGUUUGCUCGAUUGAAUCGAGUAGUGCAAACAGCGAAGCAUUUCAGAUCUGAUGAAGCGUUUGGUGGUGUUAACGUAAUAUUCUUUGGAGAUUUUCUGCAGUACUCUCCAGUAUUAGAUAAGCCAUUGUAUGCUAAUUUGGAGAUAUCUCGCAUACGUAUGGAGCGAGAUAUUGAGAUUCAAUGUGCUCAGAAAAUUAUGUCGCAGAUAAAUUGUGCAGUUGAAUUAACUCAGCAGAUGCGUACUGAAGAUAAACAGUACUUAGGGCUGCUAAAUCGUUUACGUAAAGGACAAUCAACUAUGGAAGAUUGUCAACUUCUUUGCACACGUGUUGUUGGGAAAGACUGCUUGCAAGAGUCGUUAUCUAAGCCACCAUGGGAUGAAGUAUGCAGCGAAAAGCUUCUCUUUCUUAACUAUAAGGGAAUUUCUUACAGGCACUCAUGUCUGCAACCAGUGGUCUGUGUUGCUCAAGAUGAUACAGGUAGAAAACUAAUUGAAAAUUCACGAUUACGUAAAGCAAUUCUGGGACUACCAGAUAAUGAAACUGAACAUCUACCAGGAUACCUCCCGCUCAUACCAGGAAUACCAGUUUUACUUACAGAAAACAUCGCCACGGAACUUGGGUUAUCAAAUGGCGUUAGAGGAAUAUUUCAUCAGCUAAUAUAUGACAAUUCAUCUGACACUCAUGACUUCAAUGACGAGAUUUUCCCAGCGAAUACUAAGCUUAUAACACAGCCCAAGUAUGCCCUAGUGGAAUUCCCAAAUUGCAAGCUCGAAUCGGCACUGGACACGCUCACACCAAAAAUGAUUCCUAUUCCUGUCAGCGAGCAAACUUUCUCUUUCGAUGUAAGUGAGUAUCUUCCUAAAUCAGCUUCGAAAGCUUUAAAAGGAAGGAAAGCAUCUACAAACAUUACUGUGAAACGAAAGGCUCUUCCAUUGGUUCCAGCAUAUAGCAUCACAACGCACAAAAGUCAAGGCCAAACUUUACCUAAAAUUAUUGUUGAUUUGGUAACGCCUCCUGGUACAGUAGCAUUGGCUUCUAUAUACGUUCCUCUAUCUCGUGUCAAGCGCCUACAAGACUUACUGAUUUUUCGUCCAUUCGAACUUGAUGUAUUACAGAAAAAACCAUCAAAAUCACAACUGGAAGAACGCAAAAGGCUCGAUAUGAUCGUUAAAAAAAACUCACCAGCGAUAUUGUUGACCCGAUGA
Messenger RNA from Adineta ricciae, 6708 nucleotides. The record is from the annotation of a GenBank genome assembly. NCBI's taxonomy places the organism in Eukaryota, Metazoa, Rotifera, Eurotatoria, Adinetida, Adinetidae.